CAAACAUUCCAAAUCUUCCCAGUCGGCUUGCAGAGACUCCUUGCUCCCAGGAGAUAACCAGGUAAAGGAGUAUGAACGUUUGGGUACAAACUCCUUGCUGCAAAUGGAAAACCACGCAAAGGCUCUCUUUCUCUGGGGAGCUACAAUGCCUCCCUUUUUCUUCGCACUUUACCAUUGGUUGGACUUUGAUUCCAGGGAUCCUACGAGUACUCAAUACCCUACAGGAUAUACGUGGUUAAGCAUUUGCAUUUGGGCAAAUAGGCGUCACUUUUCAGUAGGAAGUGGCAAUCCAGAACUUGCUUUUGGGCAAUUCUAGUAGCUCACAGCUUUUUUCUUAAUGAUCGCUAGAAGCUGCAUCUUAUUGACAGAUGGUCAUCACACUGGUGACCUGGAGUCAUCAGAUUGUGGGGCCCGGAGCGAGGUUGAAGGGAGUGGAUCAGAGCACUGCCGGAGAGUCACUUCCACUUUCCUGCUACUGCUGCCUGUGAGCUGAAGGGGCUGAACCAUACACUCCUUUUUCUACAACCAGCCUGCAUUUUUUCUGCCCACAAUGAGCGGGGAAUCAAUGAAUUUCAGCGAUGUUUUCGACUCCAGUGAAGAUUAUUUUGUGUCAGUCAAUACUUCGUAUUACUCAGUUGAUUCUGAAAUGUUACUGUGCUCUUUGCAGGAGGUCAGGCAGUUCUCCAGGCUAUUUGUACCGAUUGCCUACUCCUUGAUCUGUGUCUUUGGCCUCCUGGGGAAUAUUCUGGUGGUGAUCACCUUUGCUUUUUAUAAGAAGGCCAGGUCUAUGACAGACGUCUAUCUCUUGAACAUGGCCAUUGCAGACAUCCUGUUUGUUCUUACUCUCCCAUUCUGGGCAGUGAGUCAUGCCACCGGUGCGUGGGUUUUCAGCAAUGCCACGUGCAAGUUGCUGAAAGGCAUCUAUGCCAUCAACUUUAACUGCGGGAUGCUGCUUCUGACUUGCAUUAGCAUGGACCGGUACAUUGCCAUCGUACAGGCGACUAAGUCAUUCCGGCUCCGAUCCAGAACGCUACCGCGCAGCAAAAUCAUCUGCCUUGUUGUGUGGGGGCUGUCAGUCAUCAUCUCCAGCUCAACUUUUGUCUUCAACCAGAAAUACAACAUCCAAGGCAGCGACGUCUGUGAACCCAAGUACCAGACUGUCUCCGAGCCCAUCAGGUGGAAGCUGCUGAUGUUGGGGCUUGAGCUACUCUUUGGUUUCUUUAUCCCUUUGCUGUUCAUGAUAUUUUGUUACAUGUUCAUUGUCAAAACCUUGCUGCAAGCUCAGAAUUCUAAAAGGCACAAAGCCAUCCGUGUAAUCAUAGCCGUGGUGCUUGUGUUUCUGGCUUGUCAGAUUCCUCAUAACAUGGUCCUGCUGGUGAUGGCUGCAAAUUUGGGUAAAAUGAACCGAUCCUGCCAGAGCGAAAAGCUAAUUGGCUAUACGAAAACUGUCACAGAAGUCCUGGCUUUCCUGCACUGCUGCCUGAACCCUGUGCUCUAUGCUUUUAUUGGGCAGAAGUUCAGAAACUACUUUCUGAAGAUCUUGAAGGACCUGUGGUGUGUGAGAAGGAAGUACAAGUCCUCGGGCUUCUCCUGUGCCGGGAGGUACUCAGAAAACAUUUCUCGGCAGACCAGUGAGACUGCAGAUAACGACAAUGCGUCGUCCUUCACUAUGUGAUAGAAAGCUGAGUCUCCCUAAGGCAUGUGUGAAACAUACUCAUAGAUGUUAUGCAAAAAAAAGUCUAUGGCCAAGUAUGCAUGGCAAAUGUGGGAAUUAAGCAAAAUCAAGCAAGCGUCUCUCCUGCGGGACUUAGCGUGCUCAUGGGCUGUGUGAUCUCUUCAGGGUGGGGUGGUCUCUGAUAGGUGGCAUUUUCCAGCACACUUCGCAAGGAAUGUUUUGUAGCUCUAGGGUAUAUAUCCGCCUGGCGUUUCACAGAACAGCCUUUGGGAAAUGCUGAAUUAAAGUGAAUUGUUGACAAAUGUAAACAUUUUCAGAAAUAUUCAUGAAGUGGUCACAGAUCACAGUGUCUUUUGGUUACAGCACAAAAUGAUGGCAGUGGUUUGAAAAACUAAAACAGAAAAAAACAAACGGAAGCCCACACAUCACUCAUUUUAGGCAAAUGUUUAAACGUUUUUAUCUCUCAGAAUGUUUGUUGUUGCUGGUUAUAAGCAGCAGAAUUGGCCGGCUGGUGUUUUCUCUCGUUUCACUUUGAUACAGUCAACAAGCCUGACCCUGUAAAAUGGAGGCGGAAAGACAAGCUCAAGUGUUCACAACCUGGAAGUCCUUCGGGAAGAAGGGGACAAUGGCAGAACAGGUGUUGGUGACAAUUGUCACCAAUUGGAUAAAGCAGCUCAGGUUGGACCAUUAGGAAAGUGUCAGUUUGCUUUGAUUUCCCUGGGAGCUGUUCUCUGUCGUGAGUGACUCUUCUCUAAACGUCCAUUAGGCUGAGAGUGCUAUGAAGACAGCAGCUAGAAUGAUCUUGCUCCCAGCUGUGCUCUGAGUGCCUAGCGGAGUUCCAGUGAACAAAAUGGACCCAAGAGAGAUUUGAUUGGUGAAUCGUAAUGAAGUUGGGGUUUAUUGUACAGUUUAAAAUGUUAGAUGUUUUUAACUUUUUAAAUAAAUAGAAUACUUUUUUUUUUUUUAAAGAAAGCAACUUUACUGAGACAAUGUAGAAAGAAAUUUUGUUCCAUUUCUUUCAUGUGGUUGAAGAGCAAUGUGUGGCUGAAGACUUUUGUUAUGAGGAGCUGCAGAUUAGCUAGGGGACAGCUGGAAUUAUGCUGGCUUCUCAUAAUGAUUUUAAAGGGGUCUGAAAUUUGUGAUGGAAUCAGAUUUUAACAACUCUCUUCAAUGGCAUAGAGAGUUCAUGGAACUCAUGUUUUUAAAGGGCUAUGUAAAUACAUGAACAUUAGAAAAAUAUCAACUUGUGUUACAAAAAUACAAACACGUGUUAGGAAUGUACUGUCAUGGGCUAGGCAUGGUGGCUCAUGCCUGUAAUCCCAGCAUUUUGGAAAGCUAAGAUGGGCAGAUCACUUGAGGUCAGGAGUUCAAGACCAGCCUGGCCAACAUGGCAAAACCCCUCUCUACUAAAAAUACAAAAAUUUGCCAGGCCUGGUGGCGGGUGCCUGUAAUCCCAGCUACUUGGGAGGCUGAGGCAGGAGAAUCCCUUGAACCCAGGAGGCAGAGGUUGCAGUGAACCAAGAUCGUGCAAUUGCACUCCAGCCUGGGUGACAGAGCGAGACUCCGUCUCAAAAAAAAAAAAAGGAAAGAACGGUCAUGAAUUACAAAAAUACCGACAUGUUUAAACCUGACAGUGGUGUUAUUUGAAACUUGAUAUUGUUCUCGUAAGCUUUAACUAUAUCUCUCUUUAAAAUGCAGAAUAAUGUCUUAAGAUUUAAGGUCUGUAUUUUUAAAGCAUGGCUUUGGCUUUGCAAAAUAAAAAAUGUGUUCUGUA
This is a messenger RNA of Nomascus leucogenys (northern white-cheeked gibbon), 3449 nucleotides long. RefSeq names its product C-C motif chemokine receptor 6 (gene CCR6). Gene Ontology annotation, biological process: G protein-coupled receptor signaling pathway; positive regulation of dendritic cell chemotaxis; thymocyte migration. Bases 551 to 1675 code for a protein of 374 amino acids. The record is from RefSeq and is a predicted model, not a curated record. Gene Ontology annotation, cellular component: membrane. The transcript is spliced from 3 exons. Lineage: Eukaryota; Metazoa; Chordata; Mammalia; Primates; Hylobatidae. Gene Ontology annotation, molecular function: C-C chemokine receptor activity.